Molecule: messenger RNA, 6532 nt
Organism: Pygocentrus nattereri (red-bellied piranha)
Lineage: Eukaryota; Metazoa; Chordata; Actinopteri; Characiformes; Serrasalmidae
Gene: tubgcp6
Product: tubulin, gamma complex associated protein 6
Exons: 25
Coding region: 281-6007 (1908 amino acids)
Biological process (GO): cytoplasmic microtubule organization; meiotic cell cycle; microtubule nucleation
Cellular component (GO): centrosome; gamma-tubulin complex; equatorial microtubule organizing center
Molecular function (GO): microtubule minus-end binding; gamma-tubulin binding
Source: RefSeq, a predicted model, not a curated record
UUGAAAACUAGCGCGGUCGCCGAAGAAAUAUGGCAGGAAAUAUCAGAGCGUGUGUGGUGUUUAUAGUAUUCAUCUCUUGCGGAGGGGUCGCUGUAAAUGAGUGGUCCGUUCUCAGUCUUUUAUAAUGAGCGGCGCUGUCUGUUCUGCAGCGGUGCAGACGGAGCUCCUGAAGGCCGCAGUGACACGCACAGGAGCGACGGGGCUGCUGCUGCAGCCCACCAAGACUGACUCAGGCAGGUGUGGACAGAUCAUACGCUGAUCUCAGCACCAGGACAUUACCAUGUACUACAGCCGAACUUCAUCUGAAAUGUCCGCUUGGCCCAGCAGCAACAGCAUUACAGAGCUUCUAGGGGCACUGUGUGACCGCAGCCUGUCAGGGGUGUCAUGGAAGCGCCUCUCUUUGGGCGGUGCCUCAAGGGAGGCGUUCCGCCGCACCCUCCGCAAGAGAGCCUACGGUGCACUGCUAUCCAAACUCUUUCAGGACAGCUCCUUCAAACCCAACUCAACAGCAAAUGCAUUGGCCAACACGCCAGCCCACAACAAAAUGCUGAUGAUUUCCUUUGACCUGCGCGUCUCUGGCUGCACUGAAGCAGCCGAGAGGCUUGAGGUCCUCCUCGCACAGCUCCAUGAGGUGGCACUUUCGUCUGGUCUGGCUGAGCUGGAUUCUGUCUUGGAGCUGCUGGUGCAGUUGGCUGGUUCGGUUCCUCCACCAGCAGUGUCCUUCAGCAGGGACUACAUGCGACGGGAGCGGCCCGUGCUCCGCAGGCCUUCCCUGGGUGGCUACCUGAGCCAAGAGAUGCAGAGGCUAGAGAGCAGGGCCUGGGCUUUGGUGUGUGAGGAAGAGUGGGGGGCGUUUGGGGGUGCGUAUAGGACGCUAAGCCUGAUGGACGCUCCACCAGGGACUGGCCUGCUAGGCCUGGGCAGGAGAGCGGAAGUGGAGGAGAGGUUUGAGAGGGAAACCAGGCUGUCCCUGUUUGGAGCACUGCAGCACUCAAGGACAUCAGAUAUGGACAUCCGGCUGGACUUGCCACCUGUGCCCAGUAAUGCAGAGGUCACUGGACUCACUAUUCGGGUUCCUCAGUGUUUGGAUCAGUCAGAGGAUGAAGGCUUCCAGUCUGCCUCCAAUCUGACACCAGACUCACAGUCUGAGCCCAGCCCUAGUCCUGAGGUUGAUAUCUGGGAGGCACUGCGCACAUUUGUGCCUGGCAGGCGCCGCUGCUGGGAAAACGUGGGCUGUCCCCCAGGUCAGAAAGAGCCUCCCUAUCUGUCGGAAGCAGGCAGGGAGGCGUUUGAUCAGCUGUACCGGCUCUGGGAAGGAGAAGUUAGGAACAUGAUCUCCUCUCAGACUCCCUCUCCUCUCCUGCCUCUACCUCUGGACUGCCAAACUCAAUUAGUUAAAGACCUCCUCAAUGUGCUUAUAGGAGUGGCCUCUACUACUUUCCCUCUCAAUGAGGCGAGUGUGCAAUUUGAUGUGCGUCCGGAUGUGUGUGUGUCAGGAACGUCCCCAGAGAGUGUGUCGCGGCUGUUAGGGGAGCUGGCGCAGUACGGCACACAUUACCUUCGUCUGAGCCGUUUCUCUCUGGGCACUGCUGAUAAGAAAGGCUUGGUGUUUCAGGCCUUCACGGGUGGUCUGAGACGCUAUCUGCAUUACUAUAGAGCAUGUGUACUGAGUACACCUGCCUCACUCAGUAUCCUCACCAUCGGCUUCCAUUUCCGCAAGUUGGGACGGCAACUCAGAUACCUAUCUGAGCUGUGCUGUGUGGAUGGAGCUGCAGGUGCAAAGCAGGCUACCUUCCCUGUGGGUGUGAAGCUUCUUUCCUACCUGUAUAAUGAAGCACAGAGUAACUGCAGUAAUGAGAACUACCCUGUACUGCUGUCUCUACUGAAGAGCAGCUGUGAGCCUUACACACGGUUUGUGUCAGACUGGGUGUACAGUGGUGUCUUCAGAGAUGUGUAUAAAGAGUUUAUGAUCCAGGUGAAUGAAGACUACCUCAGCUACAGAGAUAAACAUUUCUGGGUGCAGGGCUACACUCUGAUCUCAAGGGAUGCAGAGGACUGCGUGCCUGUGUUCCUCCGAUACAUUGCUAACGACGUUUAUGUCUGUGGAAAGACCAUCAACCUGCUGAAGAUCUGCUGCCCCCAGCAUUACAUCUUUUGGUCGGAGUUGCCGGUGCCACGGAUCGCAGUAACGUUUUCUCUGCGCGAGGUGGAAGAGAUUGAGAGAGACUGUGCUGUGUACCGAGGCCGCAUGGAGACCAUCGCCAAACACAGUGCCGUCAGCAGAGAGGAGCAGGCAUUACGAACAGAGUUGGCACGCCAAGAGCUCAUCAAUCAGGUCAGAGAGUCGGCAGCCAAGACACUGGAGAGCAUCCGAGGCCGCCAGGUGUCACAGCGUCUGGCUGAGGAGGCGAAAAAAAGAGAACGCUUUGAGGAGUUGAGACAGCAGCUGGAGCUCGACCAAGAGUGGCGCAGUGCUGCUAAAAGGAAGGAGCAGGAGGAUGACUUCAGCUUUGCUCGCGAGCUCAGAGAUAGAGAGCAGAGGCUGCAGGCCCUGGAGGAACAGCUGGAGCGCAGGGCACGCAUGGAUCUGAUAGCGCAGUAUAGUCGCCUGUCUGAAGAGGCUGCAAAGAGAGAACGGAGAGCUAUGUGGAAGGUGCAGAGAAUGAGGCUCGAUGAUGCCAGAGUGACCUUUCUACAACAGGACCAACAAGCCAUACAGGCUUUACUGAAGCAGUAUCCUUUAGGGCAGCAACGCCCUGCUCAGGAACUACCUCAACAUGAGCAGGAACCGCAUACUUCUGAACCAACAAUGAAAACCCUAAACAUGAAGAUGAAACCCAAUGUUGGUUCGGAGUCAAUCCCACCUCCUCCCUGUCCAUCGCCACCACUUGGACCUCGCAUUUCCUCCACUGCAGUUGCUGAUGGGCUCAUCUCUGAUGAGAUUGACAUUAGAGACUUCCUCCCUAAGCCUCCGCAUGUCCCAAACAGUAAGGCUAUAACACAGGCUCUGCAAGACAUUGGCUCUGACCUUCCACAAUCCUCUGGAAACCCUGCUCCCCUGCUGCUAGAUUCAGACUAUGACUUCUCCCCCUAUCCUCAUCAACACCUUAAGCCUCACCAUUGUCCUGCACACCCCUCCCUGACCCAUACUGAGAUUGGGAAAAAUGUGUCUGAAGCCCAAAGUUCGGUGCCAUCAGCAGAGCCUAGGGCAAGUGAAUAUGGCCACCCCUCACUCAGCUCAGUGCCGCUGGAGAACAGUGCCGCCUCAGGGCAUAGAAGCCCAGACGUCCUGUCACAAACCAGUUUGACUGAAGCAAAGCCAGCAGGAGAGACGCAACAGAAAAAUGUGGCCGCGAACCAAAGGCAGGAGGCAGACGAAAAGGCUGGAGAAAGGAACUUGGAUGGAGAAGGGAAAGAGCCUUCAGCAUGCAGUGCACAUUCAGAGCCAAAACAAGCAACAGAUGACACAGCAGACGAGGCCAAAGAGAGCGAGCAGCUUGCUCAGCCCCCUCAUAUGACAGCUAAGGAAACUCCAACUGAGCUGCCUCUCACCAGUGCCUGCAGCCAAGACUCAGGUGCCCAAAGCAAAAAUAAGAUCAGCAUCUCAGAGCUAACCAGUCUUCCUCCCACCACUUUUGUCCAAGGCCAUGCUUCUGAUGCCCAUAUUAGGAUUGGAGAGCUUGUCUCUGAGGUUACCACUCAUCUCCCCACACCCAGUAUUCAUGGCCAUGCUUCAGAUGCUCAUAUUAAAAUUGGUCAGCUUGUUUCAGAAGUGUCUAUAACUACUCCAUCUCCUAAUGUACAUGGCCAUGCCUCUGAUGCUCAUAUUAGGAUUGGUGAGCAUGUUUCUGAUGUAACCAUACCUACCCCUUCCCCUAAUGUCCAUGGCCAUGCCUCUGAUGCCCAUAUUAAAAUUGGGCAGCUUGUUUCUGAGGUAACUGCCCCAAGACCGUCCCCCAAUGUCCAUGGCCAUGCCUCUGAUGCCCAUAUUAAAAUUGGGCAGCUAGUUUCUGAGGUAACUGCCCCAAGACCGUCCCCCAAUGUCCAUGGCCAUGCCUCUGAUGCCCAUAUUAAAAUUGGAGAGCUCGUUUCAGAGGUAACAACCAUAACCCCUUCCCCUAACGUCUAUGGCCAUGCCUCUGAUGCCCAUAUAAAAGUUGGUGAGUUUGUAUCAGCAGUUGUUCCUUCACGUCCUCGUUGGAGCAAACAUGGACACUCGUCAGACAGCACACUUAAAGUGGGAUGUGUGAUGCCAGAGACUGAACCCUUUCAUUUCCCCUUACCAGGCAGUUCUUACGGUCACUCUUCAGACUCUAGCCUAGGUAUAGGGUGUGUGGUUACAGGCAGUGAGCAGUCCAACUCCCAUUCAUCAGCCAACAUAUAUGGUCACAGCUCAGACUCCACACUAAAGGUUGGUUGUAUUGUGUCUGGAUCAGAUCCUCUUCCGUCCCCACUGCCUGGUAGCGCAUAUGGACAUUCAUCGGACUCAACACUUGGGGUAGGUUGUAUAGUGAAAGGGACAGAACCCCUUAGACACCCUGCUGUCCCAGGCAGUACUCAUGGACAUUUUUCUGACUCCACACUGGGCAUGGGCUGUGUGGUACAGGGGUUUUUGCCUGGAAGCUCAUAUGGCCAAGCCCUUCAGACAAGAUCAGACUUGACCACAGAAGGAAAGGACAAACGAGAGAGCAUAGAGACCCAAGGCUCCACAGCAGCACCCCCAGAGCUGCUCACUCUGGAUGAGGGUCUUGCUGCCUGGGCUCAGGGGCUUGGUCUGUCCCCUGGAGAGAGCCCAGAGGAUGACUACCUCCUGAAGCUGGCCUCUCAAUACGAGGCUGAGCAGUAUGAGGAUUCUUACAGCCUGAUGAUGUCUGCCCCUGAUGCACAGCUCCUGCAGCAGGUAACACGUGGCCCAAAUGGUUUGCCAGUGGACGCCUCCCUUCACUGUGCCACAGACUCCACUGCGGUCCAUCUUAGUGAGAUGAUGCCUCUCCCUGUGCUUAUGAAACACUCGGUCACAACCCCACUCAUCACACAUUUGUCUCUGGUGAAUAAGGCGGUGGUGGAUUACUUCUUUGUGGAGUUGAGAGUGGAGAAGCACUUUGAGGCUUUGAGGCACUUCUUGCUGAUGGAGGAUGGCGAGUUUGCUCUCUCGCUCACUGACCGCCUCUUUGAGAAACUGGGCAGCGGUCAGACCCCCGGUGAGCUGUUGACUCCUCUGGUGUUGAACUCCAUUCUGAACAAGGCCAUGCAGUACAGUCUCCAUGGUGACAGUGAGCUGGCCGCUAACUUCACGUUUGCACUGCGCUACCUGCCUGAGGUUUUCCACCCGCACGCCCCUGACUCGCUCAACUGCCUCGAGCUCCGUUACAAGGUGGACUGGCCAUUAAAUAUAAUAAUAACAGAUAGCUGUAUGAAUAAGUACAACCGGCUCUUCUCCUUCCUGCUGCAGCUCAAACACAUGGUGUGGUCUCUGAGCGAUGUUUGGUUUCAUCUCAAACGGACAGCCCUGGUCAAGGGAGCAGGCAGGUCAGUGCAGUUCCGGCAGCUGCAGCUGUACAGACAUGAGAUGCAGCACUUUGUGAAGGUGAUUCAGGGCUACAUCGCUAACCAGAUCCUGCAGGUGUCUUGGAGCGAGUUCACUCAGAAGCUCAGCAGCGCCAGCGACCUCGACACCAUCCACCGCACACAUGCAGAGUACCUCAACAGGGCCAUCUUCAGGGCUCUGCUGACGGAGAAGGCUGCUCCAGUGAUGAACAUCAUUCACAGCAUCUUCAGUCUGAUCCUGAAGUUCCGUGGGCAGCUGAUCGCACAGUCCUGGGAGAGCCAGCAGGGGGAGAUGGUGCACCCCAGCUUCAUUGCCAUGCAGCAGUCUUACAACACCUUCAAAUACUACUCACGCUUUCUGUUCAAAGUGGUCUCCAAGCUGGUUGACAAAGGCUACCAGCCACAUUUAGAAGACUUUUUGCUGCGUAUCAACUUCAACAACUACUACAAAGACUCAUGACGUUUUGGCUGUCUGUGUGAACUGCUGAUGCAAUGGGCUUUUCUUCUAGCUGCUUUGGCACCAGUGCUGACAUCAGCAAGGCUCUCUAUAUGCAAAUAAUAUGCUUAUCAUCAUUGUAGCUGCCCUGCAAUGUGAGUCCAUGGUGCUGCUCAAAGAUAUUUUGUGGCUAUUCAUUACCCAGUUAAGUGCAAGUUACAAAGGUAAUGCUAGUUACCACCUAAUGCCUGUACAGUCAAACUGAAGAAAUGUGGAAUUCAACUGGAUUCAGGAGUUCUGAGCAAACUGUAAAGCACUUAACUCUGUUGCUAAGAAAGCAAACUGUAAAGGUCUAAGAUUUUUUUCAGCAUUUUAUUUCUAAACUGCUGUCUCCUGUUCUGGUCAUAGCACUCUCCUCACAUUUUCAGAGCAAUUACAUACACUUCCAUUGCCAAAUCAGCGUCAAUCGACGUUGAGCCCUUGUCUCAUUGCUGUGGUAUUGUAUAUGAAUUAAAAUAAAAUGCUGUUUCACGUUGCGUCUCACAUUAA